AACAUCUUUAUGGCAAGAGAGGCUCAUUUCCCUUGUAACGCUAGAUAUCAGAUCAUGCCCAAGACUUGUGAACAUCAGUCUACCAUAUACGUUAAGGACAAUGAAAAUUAAAAAUUGCAAUGCUCUGAAAUCCUUGCCGAUGUCCAAUAGUAUGUGUAUUGAAUACGCAUAUAUUGAUAACUGCCAUUCUCUCACCUGCAUUUCAAGAGGCCAUCUACCUCCAACUUUGAGAAGGCUACACAUUAAAAAUUGUGAGAAUUUGCAAGUUGUGCUUGAUGAGGAGGAGGCCUCUUCCUCUUCUUCUUUAGUGAGGAAUGAGGGAAAUCGUUAUGGCAAUAGCAGUAGUAAUGAGUCACUUCUUGAACACUUGGAGAUUAGGGAAUGUUCAUCUCUAAAAUGCUUGUCAUCAAAAAACCAGUUUCCUGCUGCCUUGAAAAACCUUUUUGUAUACAAAUGUCCAGAGCUGGAGUCAGUAACAAAAGAGUUACAAAAUGAUGCCUCUCUUGAACACUUCCAAAUUUGUCAUUGUGAAAAGCUUAAGUCCUUACCUGAGGGCCUACACAGACUCUGCCACCUCUAUGUGAUCAAGAUAUGGGACUGUUCUAGUCUUGUUUCCUUCCCGGAUGGAGGUCUCCUCCCAACCAGCCUGAGAAAGCUUUCAAUCGAAAACUGCGAGAAACUUGAGGCCUUGCCUAACUGCUUGCCCAACCUCACCUAUCUUCAAGAACUAGUUAUAUGCCGGUGUCCAAGCAUCAUAUCCUUCACGGAAGAGGGUUACCCCACAAAUCUUACAUCACUUUGGCUGUCAGGGGUUAAUAUCUGUAAGCAACUAUUUGAGUGGGGGAUCCACAGACUCACAUCUCUUAGAGAUCUCAACAUUAUGGGCGGGUUUCCGAAUUUGCAGUCAUUUCCUGAGGCUGAGGAAGGUGGGAAGACAAUGAUGAUGAUGCUGCUGCCUAUCUCUCUCACUAGCCUGAGUAUUAUAAAUUUUCCAAAUUUAGUACUCCUGUCCAAAGGCUUUCAACACCUCUCUGCUCUUGAAAUGUUGUAUAUCAAAGAUUGUCCUAAACUUGACUACCUCCCAGAGAACGGUCUGCCUCCUUCACUUCUGAAACUUUAUAUUUAUAGGUGUCCUCUACUGGAACAGCACUGCAAGAAAGGCAAAGGUUGAGAGUGGUUCAAAAUUGCCAACAUCCCUCGUGUUGAGAUUGAUUGGAGGUCUGUCUAUGAGGUGGAGGAGGAGCAAGAAUAAUUGUAUCGCCUGAACUCCUAAAAAUUCUUCUCAAUACUUGGAGAAUUUGAUGAUUGCUAGUUAGAUAUCAUGUUGAGGAACACAAUGAUCAAUGAGUAUGUACAGAAUAUCAAGAUGCCAUUUUCAUACUAGGCCUGAGUGGAAUGACAUUUCAACCAAAGGUCAUGUCUUGCACAGAUGAAUAAAGCAUUCUCACCUUUGCUGCAGGUGGGCAGGUAUCUCAUUUAUUCCAAAGCAAUUAUGGUAUGAAAUGAAAUGCCAUAGUUUCAUUAAAAUGUGCACCAACCUUAUACUAGAAUAUAAGAAAUGAUCUGGACCAUUCCAGAAUUUAUGUUGA
Quercus robur (English oak) is the source of this 1589-nucleotide messenger RNA. Its product is annotated as putative disease resistance protein At3g14460. Bases 101 to 1171 code for a protein of 356 amino acids. The transcript is spliced from 3 exons. The record is from RefSeq and is a predicted model, not a curated record. Lineage: Eukaryota; Viridiplantae; Streptophyta; Magnoliopsida; Fagales; Fagaceae.